AUGGGGAACCUGUUUGGAAGCCUCCUGAAAUCCCUGGUUGGUAAGAAGGAGAUGCGGAUCCUGAUGGUGGGACUGGACGCCGCUGGGAAAACCACCAUCCUGUACAAACUCAAACUGGGGGAAAUCGUCACAACGAUUCCGACGAUCGGGUUCAAUGUGGAGACAGUUGAAUAUAAAAACAUCAGUUUCACGGUUUGGGACGUGGGCGGACAGGACAAGAUCCGACCGCUGUGGAGACACUACUUCCAAAACACACAAGGUCUGAUCUUCGUUGUGGACAGUAAUGACCGCGAGCGGGUGAACGAGGCGCGAGAGGAGCUGAUGAGGAUGUUAGCGGAGGACGAGCUCAGAGACGCAGUGCUGCUGCUGUUCGCUAACAAACAGGAUUUACCAAAUGCGAUGAAUGCAGCGGAGAUCACAGAUAAACUGGGGCUUCAUUCUCUGCGUCAGCGUCACUGGUUCAUUCAGGCCACAUGUGCUACCAGCGGAGACGGUCUGUAUGAUGGUCUGGACUGGCUUUCCAACCAGCUGAGGACCAGGAAGCCUGUAUGCAGAUGGUGGGACAGCACCCCCUCCUCAGCGGCAUUGCACAUUGAUGUUGUGCAUUGCAUGGUGCGUUGUACCAUGAAGCUCUACUUCCUGAAUUCUUUCCACAAUUCCUGUUUUCACUGA
Messenger RNA from Knipowitschia caucasica, 672 nucleotides. Lineage: Eukaryota; Metazoa; Chordata; Actinopteri; Gobiiformes; Gobiidae. The record is from the annotation of a GenBank genome assembly.